AUGCAUCGUUCUCUUGCUCAUCUUAACAACGCUGGCAAGGGAGAACAUGAUGACGAAGGGGAAAUGACGGGUGAGUCAGACAGUGAAGCUGCUGGGACAAGUGCUAAACAGAUACGCGUGAAAUUUACGAGACCAGAAACUGAGCGGCAGAAGAAAAGAAGGGAAGCGAGCGCGCUCCAUAGAGAAAAAUUGAUUGCGAGUGAUUCAUGGAUACCAUUGGAUGUUCAUCUGAAAGAGUUAUCACAACCUAGAGAUCUCGUAGAACGCGGAAUUAUUUGCGGAGAAAGAGAACAAAUUGAUCUCACUAGAAGCGAUCUACUGGUUACUCAUCAACGUAUUCGAGAAAUGCCUAUUCAUCAGCAAGUGAAAGCCCAGGUUUUCAAAUCACGGGUCGUUGCAACGGCUGACAUAGCUAGAUUGGUAGAUCCCUCCAUCAGCCGCGACGAGCUUUUCGAAUAUCUUCAACAGUCGGCCCAUCUUGUUCAAGGUGUUUGGGUUUUACAGUCAGAGUUUUUAUAUCACGAUCUCACUGCUGCACAUGCCAUUACCCCAGGAAAAUUAGACGAACAUCGCGCUGAUAUGUGGCGAUGCGCCCGAGAUCUCGCCUUAUGCCUCCUCGAUGCAGGACAGAGGGUCACUCGCUCCUUACUCACCAGGUGUUUUCAAAUCAAUUCGAAGGACGCUGAAGAUAUACUGUCGUCAUUUGCAGUACCUGGAAAUAGAUCCUGGAAACUGCGGAUCACACCAGAUCCGGUAUUCUUAGAAAGUCCCGAAAACGCGAAAUUAGUGCUGGAGGAGCGACGCUACUGGGCAGAGAGAUGGGCAGAGCUUCAAAGUCGCAUAGAUUCUACAUUAUCAGUGCAUGCUCCCAGUUCACGAGCACAGAAGAACAGCGCUCGUAGCAGUCCUACGAAGAGCCCCACUCGGACUCGACGAAAC
Molecule: messenger RNA, 939 nt
Organism: Ostertagia ostertagi
Lineage: Eukaryota; Metazoa; Nematoda; Chromadorea; Rhabditida; Trichostrongylidae
Source: the annotation of a GenBank genome assembly